AUGGACUUGAAAAUGGAUAAUGUAAUCGGUGGCAAGUUUAAGCUUGCUCGUAAGAUCGGCGGUGGCUCUUUUAGAGAGCUUUUUCUAGCUGGCAUCCCUAGCCUCAAGUGGCUUGGGGUUCAGGGAGACUACAAUGUGAUGGUGAUUGAUCUGCUUGGACCGAGUUUGGAGGAUUUGUUCAACUAUUGUAAUAGAAAACUCACUUUGAAGGCAGUUUUGAUGCUUGCGGAUUAA
Messenger RNA from Eruca vesicaria subsp. sativa (arugula), 234 nucleotides. The record is from the annotation of a GenBank genome assembly. NCBI's taxonomy places the organism in Eukaryota, Viridiplantae, Streptophyta, Magnoliopsida, Brassicales, Brassicaceae.